Spirometra erinaceieuropaei is the source of this 3594-nucleotide messenger RNA. The record is from the annotation of a GenBank genome assembly. NCBI's taxonomy places the organism in Eukaryota, Metazoa, Platyhelminthes, Cestoda, Diphyllobothriidea, Diphyllobothriidae.
AUGGAGCCUCGGAUGAUCAGAAAUACAAUUACUGGAAAGUCCGAUUGGCAACACCUUGUUUACUCGCCUAAGACCAACAGUUUUGAGUUGUCACUCGUGGUGGACGUUGCUAAUGGUGGUCGCGGCAUCGGCAGAAGUUCCGACCGGCGGAUCCCUAGUCGACACAUCCAUCCGCGUCUUCCAAGCCAACAAACCUAUACAUUUGCGGAGAUGGCGGAGAUAGAGGAUAAAAACUGGAGAGUCCCAAUUCCCCGAUCGGUUUUCAUGCUCUACCCACAGGCGCUGGACAUUAAACAGGUGGUGGCAAAUAUAACGAACUACCGUCCCAUAACAGAGGUACUUGUCCUUUUGUAAUAUCUGUCGUAUGAGGCGUUUAGUCCACGCCCUAACUCUUAUUCAAGUUUUAUUUGAACGCAAGUUGCAUUCAAACAUAUUCGGAUCAUACGAUUAUGUAUAUGCGGGUGCCCGUAACUAAAUAUUCUGAUGCGAGUUAACCAGGCCGCAUGAAUUUCACUGGUAAAAACCAUUAAAUAUCUUAGACGUAUUUUUUUCAUUGUUACCUGAUGCAUGUGGACGUUUGAUUUUUAAGCUACAUCUUCUUUUAAAUCACAGCUACAUUAACGGUUUAAAAGGACCUUAGAUUAAUCCUACGUAGGAGAGUUUUUAAGACGUUAUCGGAAGUGUUGACAUUUUGUAACUUUACCUGGAUUCCUCAUGCUGUCUGUAGAGUUGGUUACACGGCGCACGAUGGUCACAAGAUGGUUUCUUGUUAGUGACUCAAAGGUGUAAAGCAGCUUGACGUUGAGGAAUUAUUAAAUGCCGGUUUUGAAACGAUUGGCGCAGGGGAUUGAUGGUUGUUAAAUUCAGAGAAUUACGUAAAGUGAAUGAUUUUCAUUCAGAUUCACAGAAUAAAACGAAAUAAGCCUCAGCGUUGUCCACGUAGAAGGAAAGAAAUAGAUUGGGUUAAGAAUAGCAUUAUACGCAAACGAUCUAACUUAAUUAAAUGUCUGAUUAAAUGACCAAUUAAUUAACGCUCAAUUGAAUGUUUGGCACAGAUAUGCGGUUGGAUAAAUGUCCAGCAAAGGUCCAACACCAAGACUUUUACGAAGUAUUAAGCAGUGAUGCUGCCUUUCAGUUAGAAAUGCGACAUCGAGUUAGCUUACUCCUUUGCUGGAAAUGCUCCGAAUUCUAUCGUGGGAUGGUAGAGUCUGAUAAAUUACUACCGAAUUCACACUUUCGUCCUUAAAAUGAAGGAGCAUUAAUAAAAUGAAGAUAAGGCGGCAUUUCUUUAAAAAACUGGCCUCUGUAAAAUAAACGCAUAUUUUGAUAUCGACAUAUCAUGUACCAAUAUUAUAUAAAGAAGGCCAGCCGGAACUGGAGUCAGAGUAACCUGGAAUGUCUAUCGAUAAAUUCGCAGCCUGUGGAUUUGGACAAUAAUGUGUAAAUCAGCACAAUCGACCGUGCAUGAAGCAAUGGGGUAGUUUUUACAUUUGGCUUGAUUUUCACAAUUACAAAUAGUCUUUAAAUUUAAGAAUCUCAUGUGACACGGGAACUUACCUGAUGUAGACAUGUGCGGAAACGUUUUAACAUUUGUUUCUUUCGGUUCCGUUUAAUUUUAAAGGGAACGGUGGAAUGCAGAUAGCAAAAUUAAUGUUCCCAGACGAAAAUACACAAUUGGUUGGUUAACUCAUUUCAUGAAUUAACCCAUCUUCUGUAUAUUAAUCGAAAAACUGGCAUCCCAUGAUAUUGACUAAGAAGGAUGGAGUUCUUUGGUAAACAGAAAACUUUACUUUGUUAAUUUUCGAGACUGGUUCCCCAGCUGGUAUUCAAACUAUGGAAGUAAAAUGCAUUUAACAUCUUAACCGAUUGUGGCCAAUGACUGUAUGAUUGGCUUAAAUCUGAGCCAAUGUGUGUUAAUUGCUAUUUUUCAUCCUCUCUCGAUUGAUUGAGCCAUCUUCAAUUUGUCUUUAACGAUUUUGUAUGUGGCAUCCAGACCAAUAUGUCGGUUGAUGCAUGCUUCGUGUGAGUUCACUGACUGCCACUGACUGAGUGUUUCGGUCAACGAAACCUGAACGCGCGCAGAUUUUCUAAUACCAGAUGACAUACGCAGAUGCACGUUAAUAUCCUCAUGCAUAACCAACCGAAUGCUGGUUAUAAUUCCGAUGCAAAUAUAGACCGUGUUCGCAAACCUCAUCUUCUCCUUGAUGUUGACAGUAAGGGUGCAUCAUCCAAGGUCAGUAUAAGCUUCAGACAGUCCUCGUUGCUUUCAAUGUAAUCGACCAAAACCCAGCAGUCCAAAUUAUCUUCUCUUUGCAUUGUCUGGCAUUCAUUUCAAACAGUUUGACGCCUGAAAUCACCAGAUAAAAUGUAGUGCUAGAAUGCACUGGCUAUUCCGACAAAAAACGUGCUGAAAGUACGGCGAAUAAUAGAUUGAUAUCACCAAUCUGAACGAUACAUCAUGUGCUUUACGUGCCAUUUAUAACCCGUGGGACGUCUGUCGAAGCCAGGAGGUCAUACGUAGAUUUCGGGCACAGUCACCAUUUGCAGACAAACGAUAGCCAUGAGGAUUUGGGGCACGGUAAUGACAAUUUCUGGCUGAUUGGCCACAAACGGCCACCCAUAACUAAAUUCACUUUGUAACGUAGAGGUAAUGCCUGCGACUUUUUGUUUUAAAUCAAGUAGUACAAGCGAAUGACUAAUCAUUUAGCUGGAUCGCCUCCUCCUUCUUUGCAGGCACCAAUAUUCAAUCAGACAAUCAGAUUCCUGAAAGUCAGCUCAACUGUCUGCGUGCCGGGAAAACCAGUCAAAAGGAAUCUGGAUGCUAUUGUGAUCGUCAAGUCCGCUGUCUACAAUUUUGCAGAUCGUAAUCGCUUACGAAAUGCUUUUGGUAAGGAAAAACAGCGUGAGCCUGAAUUCCGCAUGGCUAUGGUCUUCUCCGUGGGACUACCCCGCAGCAGCGGAGGUCGGUUCUUCCAACGUGACGGCUUUAACGUCUCAUUGCCAGAUCGGGCAGGUGAGGCCAUGGAGGAGAUGCAAACAAAGAGGACAGAAGUUCUGAGAAAUCUGACAGAAGAAGCUAGAAUCAACGGUGACCUUGUACUGGGUGACUACGAGGACACCUAUUAUAACCUCAGCCUCAAAUUAUUCCACAUAUACCAAUGGGCCUCUAGCUUCUGUCGGCCGCAUUUCACCUCCCAACAACGACCUCCUGUCUUUAUCUUCCUAGAUGAUGAUUUUGCUUUCAAUGCAAGGCGUAUGAAGGUCGAAUUGGGGGCCCUCACGGACGCGCAGAUACGACGAGUGAUUUGGGGCUUGCCGCGUAAUCACUCACCAGCAGUUCGGCAUUCGUACUCAAAGCGCUGGGAAAAGUGGUCCGUCUCCAAACGUGAGAUGCCCUGGCCUUACUACCCGCAUUUAGCCCCCGGCUGUUUUUCCGUCAUUGGCGCUGAUGUUCUCCAGGAAAUUGCGCUGGCCAUGUAUUUCACCCUGCAGUUUCCAUUAGACGAUGCCUGGUUAGGCAUCGUCAUGACAAAGUUAGAUCUUGAAUUUCAAUUUCAUCGGCGCAUGUACAACAAAUGGCCUAGGGGCUGUUAG